GAGAAAUUCAAAUACACUCAACACUCACACACAGGGAGAGGAGGAUAGAGAGAGAGAGAGAGAGAGAGAGAUGACGAGGAAGAGCGAAGUAAAGGCGAAGUCAGUUCGGAAGCCACUGAGGGACGUAUCCAACAACAAUGGCGGUGGAACUCGAAAAUCCUCGAGAUCCGUUGUCGCUGUGACGAAGAAAUCCACAGAUGAAGACAAGGAAUGCAGAAGCGGGGCUCAACAAGAUGAGGAAAAAGACGGCGACGCACUCGAUCGUCUCCUUCUCGUUCAUUCAGACCUCUCCUCCCUCACUCGCCAGAUUGAUGAACUUGUUGCGCAAGCAUUUGAUAUCAAGGCGAUGGGCCAACAAGGGAGUAAAGAAGUUGAAUCUUUUGCACGUGUCUUAUCUGAAAUCCUUUCCUCUUUGCAGCCAUGGGUUCCCAGAUUUCAGAAGGUACUCUCCAGUCAUUCUAUGGAGCCUGAGAACCAGUCAAGAGAGUCUUUAGUAAACCAAGUUGUUUCUACUGUAGAUGAAGCCAACAAGAGUCCGGAGCAGACGAAUGUGGACUCUUUAAUUUCUCCUUCACCACUUGUGUCUUGGCGUGCUAACUGUACUAUUGACAGAGGAAGACAAUUGUUUCUGCUUACACCUCUUCCUAUAUCAAAAACAAUAUCGUCCAAACAUCUGGCCCCUUCUAAAUCCGUGUUCGAAAGGAUUACUUUGAAUACUAAUGAGAAGUUACCAUCCUUUAACAAUAUAUCUGAAGAUAGGAACAAUGAUUUGCUUGAAGGUGUCACAGAAAAACCAACUCCAAGUGUCACAAAAAAACCAACUCCAAGUGCUUCUGAUUUUGUGUCUACAGAGACAGGAAGCACUCAAGAGUGUGGUGUUGUCUCUCUGGUGAGUUUUGCAAAAAGAGAAAGAUCUGUGGUUGUCAGUACUCCAUGUUUGAAGAUGUCUCCUCCUAAAUCUUGUGUGUUGCUUGAACCUAUUUCUGAGUCCUCCCAUAGAGACCAUGAUGGGUUUCGUAAGUCCACUCCAUAUCCUGUGGGAUUUAAGAAUUGCUGGGAUUCAGAAAGUUCCGAGUCCUCCAGUAGUGAUGCUUGCAAGAGUCUGGCUUUGAAGUAUCCAGAGCUUUUGGGAAUACAACAGGCUCAUAAACCAGGAUAUAGAAAGAAACAAAUAGAAGCAUCGCCAGAUUGGUUUACGUCACCCCCAAAAACUUGUGUUUUACUGGAGCUGCCUGAUGAAAAAACUCUGGACAAUGCUGCUAUGAACUGCCAGUUACCUUUAAGUGGUCAUGUUCCUAAUAACCAAGUGAAUCCAUCAGUUCUAAAAGAAAUUGAAGGUCAAGGCGGUCAACAAACCAAGACAUUUUCUCGAAAAGGGGGCAGCUUUACACUCAUAGAAAGCACUCCCAUUUGGAAGGAAUCGGAAAGCAUAAUUCAAAGAGGCAAGCAUCCUGGUGAGAAUACUUUGAAGAAGGAACUGUGGACGAAAUUUGAAGCAGCAUCUAGUAAUGGAAUUCGUUUUAAUGAUUCUGUUAUACAAGAAGCUACGGGGAAAGGAUUUCUUGACCGGUUGGAUGAGGUUUCCCAUGAUGGAGAGAUCUAAUUACAUACAUGUAAUGAAUGGUGGAUCAUGGCAUAUCUUUAGAAGUAUUGAGAAGCUAAUCAAUUGGCUUUAUGAUCUCUACUGCAUAAAUUUCAGAGCCCAUCAAUUGGUUCUUGUAUCCAUACCACAUUGGUAACACCACCUAAAACACAUGUAUUUUUUUGUAGUCUGUUUGUCUGUGAAAAUCAUCUGCUUCGUAAGCCAAAGUGGUCUGUUACCUACUCAGUGAUUCUCUCGAUACUAUGUAGUAUCUCUGGCUUUUUGCCUCUGUUUUUUCUAAGAUUUGUUCCUUCAUUUAUCAACCAGCAAUGGGGAAGGCCAUUGGACACUCA
Messenger RNA from Ziziphus jujuba (common jujube), 1935 nucleotides. RefSeq lists its product as uncharacterized. Bases 71 to 1603 code for a protein of 510 amino acids. The transcript is spliced from 4 exons. The record is from RefSeq and is a predicted model, not a curated record. NCBI's taxonomy places the organism in Eukaryota, Viridiplantae, Streptophyta, Magnoliopsida, Rosales, Rhamnaceae.